This is a messenger RNA of Xyrauchen texanus (razorback sucker), 1062 nucleotides long. Its product is annotated as G-protein coupled estrogen receptor 1-like. The transcript has a single exon. Lineage: Eukaryota; Metazoa; Chordata; Actinopteri; Cypriniformes; Catostomidae. Gene Ontology annotation, molecular function: G protein-coupled receptor activity; nuclear estrogen receptor activity. Bases 1 to 1062 code for a protein of 353 amino acids. The record is from RefSeq and is a predicted model, not a curated record. Gene Ontology annotation, cellular component: membrane. Gene Ontology annotation, biological process: cellular response to estradiol stimulus; G protein-coupled receptor signaling pathway.
AUGGAAGAGCAGACUACCACUGUGAUUCAGAUUUACGUUAAUGGCACUGAGCAGCUGAAUGCUUCAUAUGACUUCAACCUAACCGAUGUUAAAGAGAGUAUAGACACUUAUGAGUGUUAUAUCAUUGGCCUGUUUUUGUCCUGUCUGUACACCAUACUGCUUUUCCCCAUUGGCUUCAUUGGGAACAUCCUCAUUUUGGUGGUCAACCUCAACCACCGGGAGAAGAUGACCAUCCCUGAUAUGUACUUUGUCAACCUGGCUGUGGCGGACCUCAUUCUGGUGGCGGACUCACUCAUUGAGGUCUUCAAUCUCAAUGAGAAGUACUAUGACUAUGCCGUUCUCUGUACUUUCAUGUCUCUCUUCCUCCAGGUGAACAUGUACAGCAGCAUCUUCUUCCUGACAUGGAUGAGUUUCGACCGCUACGUCGCUCUCACCAGCUCCAUGUGCAGCAGUUCGUUGCGAACUAUGCAGCACGCCAAGCUCAGCUGCAGCCUCAUCUGGAUGGCUUCCAUCCUGGCUACUCUACUUCCUUUCACCAUCGUACAGACGCAACACACCGGUGACGUACACUUCUGCUUCGCAAAUGUCUUCGAGAUCCAGUGGCUCGAGGUCACGAUCGGAUUUCUGGUGCCCUUCUCCAUCAUUGGCCUGUGCUACUCCCUGAUUGUUCGCAUUCUCAUGCGCUCACAGAAACACAGGUGCCUUUGGCCCCGCCGGCAGAAGGCCCUGCGCAUGAUAGUAGUGGUGGUGCUGGUGUUCUUCAUCUGCUGGCUGCCUGAGAAUGUCUUCAUUAGCAUCCAGUUGCUCCAAGGCACGGCCGACCCAUCGAAGCGCACUGACACAACACUGUGGCAUGAUUACCCGUUGACCGGACACAUCAUCAACCUGGCUGCAUUCUCUAACAGCUGCCUGAACCCAAUCAUUUAUAGCUUCCUAGGAGAGACUUUCAGGGACAAGCUGCGGCUCUUCAUCAAGCAGAAGGCCAGUUGGUCUGUGGUUUAUCGCUUUUGCCAUCACACUCUGGACUUGCACCUUCCUGUUAGGAGUGAGUCCGAAGUGUAG